This is a messenger RNA of Macrobrachium nipponense, 5589 nucleotides long. RefSeq names its product leucine zipper putative tumor suppressor 3-like. The record is from RefSeq and is a predicted model, not a curated record. Lineage: Eukaryota; Metazoa; Arthropoda; Malacostraca; Decapoda; Palaemonidae. The coding region runs from base 1067 to 4000 and encodes 977 amino acids. The transcript has 10 exons.
UCGAGAUUCUUCCUGUUGCAUCCGUUCCUCGGGCUUGCUUGUAUGGACGUUCUUGUGCGUGUUGUGUCGCGAUUUCACGAGCCAUUCGACUCCACCUCCCGGAACGAGCACUGGAUUUGGACCUCUUGGUGACAGUGACUAGUAACUUGAAAACUCGCAAAGACCUUUUUAUAUAAACACGAAUAAAGGACCAACAUCUCUUUUCUCUCUCGAUUACUUACUAGUACCGACUAUCAGCGAUUCAGUCUCAACGGGGAAAAGAGGAGAAAUACGCUUUUAUAAAGACAUUAAAAUCAAAUCGGCAAGGAAAACAUGACUUCUGCAACCAUUUCCGCACACUAGUGAUUUGAUAAGCGAAUAUCAGCAGAGUGAGUAAUACGGACGGAACUGGGUUGAUUCUUGAGGCUCAGAGCGUGUGCAACAUUUUGAUGGACUGAGAAAUGAGUGAAGAAAGUUCCCGUUUUCCUGUUGUUUCAAGACAGUCGUGUGAUAAUCCAAUGUACGAAUAAAUGGCAAGUCGCCUUUCUAUGGUCAGGUGACAGAGAUGGUCUUAACGAACUGGGAAAGCACCGCGAGAAAGUCUUCACAGGUGGUCUCAAUCGAAACGGAGGCCGUCCGUUUGCAUUUAAUGAGGGUCGGGUUAGUGGAUGAUGGAGUGUCUGUGUUGUGUGGGCCACUCCCACUCCUAGCUUUUCCAAGUUACUCCCUCCACUGCUCCUACUGGUCCGUUUCAUCGUGCCUUCCCCGAAGCCUCCCUGCUGGAUUUGGCUCCACUUCCGGACUGAAAUGUUACUUGCCUCAUCCAGCCGCGAUGGUAAGGCUCGUGUCUGUCUGAGCGCCUUCUGUCGCUCCAGCAAGUUUCAGGCUGACAACGCAGCUCGGCUCAAGUUCAGUACAACCUAAAAGGCACAAGAGGCGCCCCCGAGUGUAACCCCUCGGACCACAACCUUCACCUCCUCCCGCAGCGGUAGCUGUAGCAGCAGCAGCAGCAGCAGCAGCAGUAGCAGCAACAUCAUCCUCAUCAUCGUCAGCAGUAGCAGCAGAAGCAGCGGUAAUCCUUUGAGCCAUGGCCUCGAGAUCAGACAGCGGAAACGAAACCCGAGGGUCAUCGGAGUCUGACAACUCCCCCACCCCCACCAGGGACCUCCAGAAUCACGCCAAGGACCUGCAGCAGCACGCCAGGGACAAGCACUUUCAGCAACAGCAACAGCAACAGCAUCAGCAGUUUCAUCACCAUCAGUACCACAAAGACAUUCACCAACAGCAAUUUCUACAGCAGCAGCAGCAACAGCAACAGCAACAGCAUCUUCAUCAUCAGCAUCAUCAGCAGCAGCAACAGCAACAUCAACAGCAGCAUCAUCAGCAGCAGCAACAGCAACAGCAACAUCAUCAUCAGCAUCAUCAUCAGCAGCAGCAGCAGCAGCAGCAGCAGCAGCAACAGCCACAGCCAAAUCUCUCCUGCACCACACGCGUGUUGGUGACGUCAUCAAGCACCACCGUUCCCGUUCGCCAUUCAACCAACAUCCGAGUGAACAGCAGCGGCUCCAACAGCAACAGCAGCAACAGCAACAGCACCAACAGCAGCACGACCAGCUCCAGCAGAACCACCACGCCCUUGGUCACCACGCCCUCUCAUAGAACGACUCCCCUCGCGCAGCAGGCCGUCCCCCCCACCCACAGGACCACUCCCACCUUAGCGCAAAGUACCCGGACGACGCCCGUCGUCAAUCCCACCCCGAGAACCACCCCGACUGCCACUUCUUCCUCCCAGAGGACCACGCCCAUAUCGCGUACCUCUUGCGUAAGACUCACGCCCACCACCCACGGACAGCGUCCGCCGCCCCUAAGACCACUGCCCAGGAGGCCUCCUUCGUCGGGGAUGGGUUCGGCCGGGUCUGUCCACGCUGGGGCUCCUCUAGGACCGUUAGGGUCAACCAGAGGGCGCCAGAGGAACAGCGUGGCCGUUGUUGACUCGCGCGAACACAUCUACGAGGAACUCGAGCUUUGUAGAGGCCCUCCGAAGUUGGCCCCCGUCUCAGGUGUUCUCCCUCAGGGUAAAGUGGUGAUUCGUCCCAUUGCUUUCAAACCCGUGGCUACAUCAGGACUACCCGGUGGCGUUUCCCCACCGGGGGCAAACGGCAUGGUGGUCGGGGUAGGGCCUGGUGGUCAGCCCACCGUCAGUGCCGCCCAGUCGUCUCGCCCUGACCCUCGAUACACAUCUACCCCAACGCUUGUUCGGAGUGGCAUCUACCACUAUGGCAGCAUGGGCGACUUGAAAACGAUGAGCCACAACAGCUACUCCCUGGACCGCCGCAGCCUGGGCACUCCUCUUUCAGCCAGAGGCUUCUAUGAUCACCACAAUAAUGAAAAGUAUAACAGUCUUACGAAGCUCCAUAACACUAAGAACAUUUCGAUGAAUAACAAAAACACUCAGAAUAAUAACAACAGUAACAUCCCAACGAGCAAUUGCAACAACAAUAACAGCAGCCCCCAGUCAUACCCUCCCCCACCGCCACGUCCCCCUUCGCACCAGUCCACUUGUAGCAACAUAGAAGAUGGGCAGCUUCACCACAGGCUCUCCUCUUACGACAACAGAUUGUCUAAUAAUUACGACAGCUCUGGCAUGUACACUCGUGUCAAUGGGUACUCAAACAAUGAUCUUCCCAGAUACGACAGUCUGAAAAACCUCUCCAGCGAUUCUAGCCAUUCCUUUAGUCAUCACCACCACCACCAGCCUGUUUCCAGCAACCUUCAUCAGCGGAUGGGGGGCUCUGUCACCAACCUCUCCCGAAUUGCAAACGCGCACCACGCAGGGUCAGUUCAGAGACUUGAUCGCUCAGGGUCUAACAUUGGCUUGGAUCGAUCUGCCUUGGUAAUGGGCUCAAAUCUUGACAGAUCGGGUUCAGUCAGCGGGUCUAAUUUAGGUUUAGAUAGAUCAGUUUCUGUGACGGGAUCUAACAUUGGCUUGGAAAGAGGUAUAAGUGGCUCGGUCGCCGGGUCGCUCAGCGAGUUGACGCUUGAUGAACAUCACCAAACGCCAUCGCCUUCAGAUUCGGGAGUGGCAGAACUGGAAGCCAUGCUGAAAGAAAAGGAUUCAGAGAUCAACACUUUGAGGGAAACCAUGGAACAGAAUGAGCAGGUGAUAUUUAAGGUUUAUGAGGAGAAGGAGAAAACGUGGGAACGAGAACUGAAGAAAAUCAAAGAUCUCUACGAAACUCGUGUCAAAGAAGCUCAGCAGAAGGCUCUAAAGAUAGAACAAACCCUAACAACCCAGACUUACCAGCUUCAGCAGGAUCGGAGAAAAUUAUUAGCCGAGCUUGAAGAGGUGAGACGGGAACGUGAUGCUCACCAGAGCCAAACCGAACAACUGCGGCGGGAGUUGUCUUCACUUCGUACACAGCUAGAAGAAACCGAGUGGAAUUUAUGUCAGAAAUCUGGUGAAAUAUCUUUACUGAAAACUCAGCUGAAAGACUCACAAGGGGACCAGACUACACGUGGCCAUGAACUUUUACAUUUAAGGGCUCAGGUACGACAGUACCAGACAGAGGUUGAACGUCGACGAUCAGAGAUUAAUUCAUUGCAUGAUUUAAUGGGGCAACAGAGAAGAGAAUCUGGAGAUUUACGUUUACAGUUAGAUCAAGCUCAGCAGCAGCGAUCACAAGCUAAAGCUCAUGAUCAGGAUUUGAGUCUCCAAAUGGAAAAACUCAAGUCUGAGGUUGAAGCCUUAAAAAGGGAUAGUGAAUUGCAGAGACAACAGUUUGAUGAAGAGAGAAUGAGAUGGACAGAAGAAAAAGAACGUGUUAUACGCUACCAAAAACAGUUGCACCAUAACUACGUUGCUAUGUUUGGGCGUAACCGUCAGUUAGAGGAAGAAGUAGCCAGACUUACAGGGGUGCCUUUGCCUCCUCUUAAAAAUCUCAGUCCACCCAAACUCCCAACAGUCUACACGGACAUAAGAGACAGUUCAGCCCCUCAAGUUUCCAGUGAAUCAAGGUGCUGACCUAUACAGACAACUCUACCAAGAAUAUUAGCAAGUUGGUGACAGAAGUUACUGCUUUGUGCAGUAGUAAAUUAGCUAUGUGCACAAUUAAACAGACUUCAAGUGAAACCAGUUAUGGUUUCUUUCAAAUUUUUUUUUAUCAAAGGUGAAUGUACUGAUUGGAGGUGUUUUUAUUAUUCAUAAACUGUUGAGAGUGGCUUAUAUUAUUGUGUUGUGUUACUUAAACGUUUGUGUAAAAACUCCCUCCUAAUUAUUUAUAAGGACACUAUAUACUACUCAAGUUCACUUGCUUGGUAACUUCAAAGAAAUGGAGCUGUUGUAAACUGAUAUUCAGUCCACAUGAAGAAUCCUCAGGAUAUUCACUAUACUUCACUAUCUUCUGUACAUUACUAUUCCAAUGUUAGUCUUCCACUGCAGUGAUGAGCUGGAAUGGCCAAAACUGUCUCUCUAAAGAAUUUCUGUUAGAAGACUAUAUCGGCCAGUAGCUUCGUGUGCACAAAUUUGUCACAAGUUUGUGAAAGUGGAGAGAUACUGUAAAUUUUGUGUAUAGCAAAAGAAUGAUGAAAACUAUACAGUAAGCUAGGAAUACUAUACAGUUUUAGUUUCUAGCCAAAGGUUAUAUUUAGGUGGAAUUUUACUUAAUUUAAAGAAUAAUCUAAAGGAUUUUUUAUCAGUUAACUUUAGUCAGUCUGUCCAGUUAUUUAUAGCUUGGAUCUAACUUUUAUGUGGUAUAAUCUAUUUAUUGUAUAUACAAACAAACCCUACCAUAAUCAGUUUAUGGGCAAUGAAGGGUUAGAGAUAUGUAUAAAAAUAUAAAGUAUUUAGUAUGGACUUUGGCUCAAGUUCCUUCUUAGUCACUACAAGAGAUAACAGGCAGCAGCAAAAUAAAGGUACUGACCAUGGAAAUGACUAAAUGCCCACCUCUGUAGAAGGGCAAAUCUUGACGUUUUUGGGUUCCAUGAUGAAAAUAUGUAACAAUUAGCAUUUUUAAUGGACAAUCUUUGUUUUGGUCAAGGAGCUUGCCUGGUGUAUUUUCUUAUUCAGAAUAGCUAUAUUAUUAUCUAUCUACCUGGAGAUAUUGCGCCUUCCUUCCUCUGUAUGUUAGUGAAAUAUUAACUUCUGUAUUUGAUUUUGUUGUGUGAUUCAGGUAAUACGAUUUGUUUCAUCUUUAUCUUUAUUUUAUAAUUUUGGAGAAAUCAUUUAAGUAUUAUUAAUAAUGUGUAUUACGUAUUAUCAUUCAAAAAGUGUAACUGCAUGAUCGGUUUCAGGGCCGCCUACCUGCAGAUAUCUAUUAGUUUGAUACGUUUAUAGUUUCCAAUUAAAAGCACAAACAUAAAGGCAUAAAAACUAGCUUUCCAUUGUGUGUGACAGAUUACCUUGAAUUGUUUUCGUUAUUGCAUAAUUUAUAUCUUAAUAUUGUACUGAAAAAUUAAUUUCAUGAGAAACUUAUGCAAUAUCUGGUAUUUUGCUUCAAGGUACAGCACUACUUACCAAUCGUUGCAUGGUAAAGGUUACUCUACUCUCUCAACGGUAUAUUCUCUGAGAGAAGUUUGAAGUAGCUUGCACAAAUAAAUGAAGAAUCCAUUUAA